AUGGAGGAUCUGGAAGAACGAGCGAUCAAAUCCGCCGAAUAUAAACCAGAAAUGUGGCUACGAUACGUCGACGACACCUUCGUUAUUUGGACGCACGGCAAAGAAAAACUGAAUGGCUUCCUAACACAUCUCAACAGUAUACAUCACAAAAUUCAGUUCACCAUGGAAAUCGAAGAAAAUAACAAGUUGCCAUUUCUAGACGUAUCCAUAAUCAAAAAUAGAACCGGAGGUUUAGGCUACACGGUGUAUAGAAAACCCACACACACGGAUCGCUACCUGCAUGCCGAGUCCCAUCACCAUCCAUCACAACUAAAUUCUGUUUUGAAAACUCUAAUAACACGAUCAGAAAGGCUGACUGACAACGAACACAAAACAGAAGAAAUCGAAAAAGUUAAAAAAGCUCUUCAACAAAAUGGUUUCUCGGAUAACAACAUCAAGAGAGCAUUAAGACCACGCCACAAUAGAGAACGGACCGAAGAAGAUAAACCAGUUGCCAAAGCACUCCUUCCAUAUAUAAAAGGAACCACUGACAAAAUCAGCAAAGUACUGAAGAAACAUAAAAUUGAAACUGUCUUCAAUACCGACAGGAAAAUUGGCAACAUUCUUCCAUCAGCGAAGACGAAGAUUCCACUCGAAGGUCAAGGCGUUUACCAGAUUCCCUGUGGCGACUGCGAAAAAUCAUACAUAGGACAAACAAAUAGAAGAGUUCAAACACGAAGAGAGGAACACAGAAAUGCUGUAGAAAAGAAUCAGGCAACCUCUUCUUUGGCGCAACAUGCGAAAAACACCGGACAUAAAAUCAAUUUCGAAGAAACAAGAAUCAUUGCCAACAUAGAACAUAAAACCAAAAGAAUUAUCAGAGAAGCCAUAGAAAUCGAAAAACAUACAAAAAAUCUAAAUACACGUGACGAUACACAAAGGCUCCCAAUAGCUUGGAAACCGAUUCUCGCAAACAAAAUCAUCAGAGCGCGACGCAACGCUUCACCAAGCAUGACAUCUGACGCACCAACGAGCAGCGAACCGAGGCGAAAACCAGUGAAGGAGAACGCGAAAAUAAUAUAUAAAGCAGCAGCAGAGCAGGCACAGUCGUCACCCACAGAGGCAGAUGCUGUCAACGGAGAUAUCAAGGACGAUGCUUUGCGGGAACUACCAAAAUUCACCGAUCUUUCCAAAGUUUCCGCCAUAGCUUCAAAAAACCACUAG
Messenger RNA from Anoplophora glabripennis (Asian longhorned beetle), 1203 nucleotides. RefSeq lists its product as uncharacterized. The record is from RefSeq and is a predicted model, not a curated record. Bases 1 to 1203 code for a protein of 400 amino acids. The transcript has 2 exons. NCBI's taxonomy places the organism in Eukaryota, Metazoa, Arthropoda, Insecta, Coleoptera, Cerambycidae.